This is a messenger RNA of Exserohilum turcica Et28A, 987 nucleotides long. RefSeq lists its product as uncharacterized. The record is from RefSeq and is a predicted model, not a curated record. The transcript has a single exon. Gene Ontology annotation, molecular function: transmembrane transporter activity. Gene Ontology annotation, biological process: transmembrane transport. The coding region runs from base 1 to 987 and encodes 328 amino acids. Lineage: Eukaryota; Fungi; Ascomycota; Dothideomycetes; Pleosporales; Pleosporaceae.
AUGAACCUUAUUGUAGCUGCUCGGCUCAUCAAAGGUCUUGGUGCUGGCGGCCUUGACGUCUUACAAACUAUUAUCCUCUGCGAUAUCACACCACUCAAGGAUCGACCGCGCUGGCUAGGCGUCUUGUCUGUGGCAAAUGCCGUUGGUGCUGUCACCGGGCCAUUCAUUGGAGGCGUGUUUGCCGAACGGGUUGGGUGGCCAUGGCUUGGGUGGAUCAAUCUCAUCGCUGUGGGCAUCGCGGGCAUCUUGACUUUCUUCUUUCUCCGAUUAAAGCCCGUUGGGGGUGGACUCGGAGACAAGAUGCAAAAGCUUGACUGGUCUGGAUUUGCCCUCUUCACAGUCAUUGGUACAGCUAUAGCGCUGCCGCUGAGCUGGGCUAACGAGCUUUAUUCCUGGGCAUCUUGGCAGACCCUUGUUCCACUUCUUAUCGCCAUCCUGCUCAUCAUCCCAUUCUGCUUCGUUGAGAGAAGAGCAAAGGUACCUAUGAUCCCGUACCAAAUCUUUGACAAUGUCUCCAUCAUCACAGGAACUCUGGCUGGGUUCAUCUAUGGCUCGUUGCUGAACCCUAUACUCCUCUAUCUUCCGCUGCUCUUUCAAGCCCUAUACCGCGAACGUCCUUUCGUUGCCGCCAAAUCGACUCUACCCAUAUGCUGCUUGAUCGUAGCAAUGAGUGUCACUGCGUCGUUGCUGAUAGACUGGAGGCGCAAGUAUCGUAUUGCCACGUGGUCUGGCUGGGCCAUCGCAACGAUAUUCCUGGGCCUUAGCUACACAAUCGACGCAGAGUCCAGCAGAGCUCGUAACUACAGUGCCCGUGCACCAGAUGAGCACCAUCGCCAGUUGAGCACCCCCACCACCACAACAACAAAACUUCAACGCGUCAAAACUCAACCAAUAUGGACCCGAUUCAAGAAGCGAUUGCAGAAAUCGAAUCGCGAGAACCAGGAGAUAAAUUCUCGUAUCAAGCAAUCGCGAAAAAGCAUGGUGUAG